GGGCGGGUCAUGUGACUGCUAGAAGGAAGUGAGUUUGGCAGCUGCUGUCAGCACAAUACUAUGUCUACAGAUUGCUUUGCUGUAUCGUAUGGAUAGAAGAGGUCCAGGAGAAGAUCUUCACCCUGAAGGCAGAAGUAGAGAUCAGGAUUGGUUCUUUUGGUCAUACAGAAGCAAGAGUGGAGGUUAAAGCUGCGGCAUAACAAAAGGCGAGAAGAUGGAUGAACGUACCAACUUAAUGAACAUGAUGAAGAUCAGCAUAAAAGUGCUGAUCCAGUCUGCUCUUAAUCUAGGUCGGAGUGUGGAUUCUGAAUACCCACCAUUACAACAAUUUUUUUGCAUAAUGGAACAUUGCUUGAAGCAUGGAUUAAAAGUUAAGAAGAGCUUUAUUGGACAACAUAAAUCGUUCUUUGGUCCGCUGGAACUGGUGGAAAAACUUUGCCCUGAAUCAUCUGAUAUUUUUGCAAACAUAAAAAAUCUUCCUGAAAUAAAGACAGCUGUUGGACGGGGAAGAGCUUGGUUACAUCUUUCGUUAAUGCAAAAAAAGUUAUCAGAUUACUUGCAAAUACUGAUAGAUCACAAGGAUUUACUAAGUGACUUUUAUGAACCCGAAGCAUUAAUGUUGGGGGAAGAAGGAGCUGUGAUUGUUGGUCUUCUUGUUGGGCUCAACAUGAUCGAUGCAAAUUUAUGCCUUAAAGGAGAGGAUUUGGAUUCUCAGGUUGGAAUCAUUGACUUUUCUUUCUAUCUUAAGGAUAUACAGCUAAAUGAUGAUAAUGACAGCAAAGCAGAUGAAAUCGCAAAUGUAUUGGAUCAAAAACACUAUGUGGAAGAGCUAAACCGACACUUAAGCUGUACAGUUGCAGACCUUCAGUCAAAGAUUGAGAUCCUGGAGAAGACAAAUGCCAAGAUAACUGAGGAGCUCAUUGCAGCAAAAGAUCGUAUUGUAUCGCUUCAGAGUGAACAUAACCAGUUAUUAGAAGAGAGCCUACUUAUUAAGGAAAAAAGUGAACGAAGUGUUGAGGUAAGCCUUCAGGAUACAAAAGUUGAAUUGGAAACUUAUAGACAGUCACGUCAAGGACUGGAUGAAAUGUACAAUGAAAUUUGGAGGCAACUGAAAGCUGAAAAACAAGCCCGACUGGAACAAGAAAAAGAACUCGAACUUCAGCUUGCAAUAAAGAUAGAAAUGGAAAUGGCCAUGAAACUGCUUGAAAAAGAUAUCCAUGAAAAACAAGAUACUCUAAUAGUUCUACGGAGACAGUUGGAUGAUGUCAAAUCUAUUAAUCUUCAAACGUGCCAAAAAGUCAAAGAAGCAGAAACUACAUUGCACAAGAAGAAUGAUAAUGUAGUUUCGCUAAAAUCUAAAUUAGAUCAAAUGGAAUCCGAAACAAAGCUGAUGGAAGAAAGAUUUAAAAAAUCAGAAAAAGCAAGACAAACAGCUGAGGAAAACUGCGUUAAAAUCAAAAAGGAGUUUGAUGCUAAAAAUGAAUCCUUACAACAGCAGCUUCAGAAACUGGACAGUCGCUGUUCCAGUUUAGGGAAUGAACUGCAAUUGGAAAAAGAGCAGCAUGAAUCACUUCAAACAGAGCUUCAAAAAGAGAAAACCCUCAACCAGUCACUACGAAAUGAAUUGCUACAGUUUUCACAGUUAAAAAAGGACUUUGAUAAGCUACAUUUCGAGAAAAAACAAGUGCAGAAGCUGUGCGAUGAACAGGAACAGGCACUACAAGAAAUGGGCCUCCAUCUAAGCCAGUCAAAAUUAAAGAUGGAAGACAUCAAAGAGGUUAACAAAGCUCUUAAGGGUCAUACAUGGCUGAAGGAUGAUGAAGCAUCAGGUUGUAAGCAAUGUAAAAAAGAAUUUUCCAUUUCAAGACGAAAGCAUCAUUGUCGAAACUGUGGAGAUAUCUUUUGCAAUACAUGCUCAAGUAAUGAACUUUCACUGCCAUCAUACCCGAAGCCUGUACGUGUGUGUGACAUCUGCCAUAACUUACUGCUGCAGAGAUGUUCCUCAAAUUGUUCUUGAUCUCAAAUUCUUUUUUUAUGAAACUACAGAAGAAAAGGAAGUCUGUUUUCUACAAGUUCUUCUAUUUACUUGUUAGAAAUAUUAUCUAAAUGUAUAUUUUUCUGGUACUGCCUUCAUAAGAAAAAUCAAAUGCCAUACUAGCAAGCAAUCAAUGACAAAGCCAUUACAGCCUAUUUUGUGUAUGUCAAUAAUAUAACUCUAAUAUCUCACAUUUUCUGUACCUUGCGUUGCACAGUUUUGCAAUGAGAUUGAAACUAAACCUACAUUUGUAACACGUGUCAAGAAAUGUGCCUUUGUGGAUUUUCAGCUUUUUAAAAAUAUGCAGAUCAUAUUUGAUAUAAUUCAUCCUUUGAUACCAGAAAUAAAACAAUAUAUAUAAAUUUC
Molecule: messenger RNA, 2401 nt
Organism: Rana temporaria (common frog)
Lineage: Eukaryota; Metazoa; Chordata; Amphibia; Anura; Ranidae
Gene: RUFY1
Product: RUN and FYVE domain containing 1
Exons: 19
Coding region: 215-2017 (600 amino acids)
Biological process (GO): protein transport; regulation of endocytosis
Cellular component (GO): cytoplasm
Molecular function (GO): metal ion binding
Source: RefSeq, a predicted model, not a curated record